UGUUUUUCACAGCAACUCGAAAAUGUCUUCGACAAAACUCAUCUCGCUCAUUGUCUCCAUAACAUUCUUCUUAUCUCUCCUCCGACCCUCCACGGCGCAAACUGUCGUGAAAGCUACGUAUUGGUUCCCGGCGAGUGAGUUCCCGGUCACGGACAUUGACUCAUCUCUCUUCACUCACCUCUUCUGCGCUUUUGCCGAUCUCAACUCUCAAACCAAUCAAGUCACUGUCUCCUCCGCGAACCAACCAAAGUUCUCCACUUUUACACAAACUGUCCAACGUAGAAACCCUUCCGUGAAGACCCUUUUGUCUAUCGGCGGUGGAAUCGCCGAUAAAACCGCGUAUGCUUCCAUGGCAAGUAACCCCACUUCUCGAAAAUCGUUCAUUGAUUCUUCGAUAAGACUCGCUAGGUCGUACGGAUUCCACGGUCUUGAUCUAGACUGGGAGUAUCCGAGCAGCGCAACGGAGAUGAGCAACUUCGGAACGCUACUUCGAGAAUGGCGAUCUGCGGUUGUGGCAGAAGCUAGUAGCAGCGGUAAACCGCGUUUGCUAUUGGCAGCUGCGGUGUUCUACUCCAAUAAUUAUUAUUCGGUACUGUACCCGGUUCAAGCCGUUGCUAGCAGCUUGGAUUGGGUUAAUCUUAUGGCCUAUGAUUUUUACGGACCGGGUUGGUCUAGAGUAACCGGUCCACCAGCUGCUCUCUAUAAUCCCUCCAACACAGGUCCAAGCGGGGAUGCAGGAGCAAGGUCAUGGAUUCAAGCUGGACUUCCAGCGAAGAAAGCAGUCUUGGGAUUCCCAUACUACGGCUACGCGUGGCGUCUCACGAACGCUAAUAGCCACAGCUAUUAUGCGCCUACCUCUGGAGCGGCUAUAUCACCCGAUGGUUCGAUAGGUUACGGUCAGAUAAGGAAGUUCAUAGUAGAUAACGGAGCAACAACGGUUUAUAACUCGUCCGUGGUUGGAGAUUAUUGUUACUCUGGCACUACUUGGAUUGGUUACGACGAUAAUCAGAGUAUUGUGACCAAAGUGAGAUAUGCUAAGCAGAGAGGUUUGCUUGGUUACUUCUCGUGGCACGUUGGUGCUGACGAUAAUUCUGGUCUAUCUCGUGCAGCAUCACGUGCAUGGGAUGCUACGGCGGCAACCGUUAGAACUAUAGAAAAGGUUUAAGCUUUCCAAUGUUCCCACAACUACAAGUGAAGAAGUGGCUUUUUGUAACUUAUACAAAAAAAUAAACGUUAUUUGCUUAUAUAUAGUCAAAGAAAAGGGAAAUAAUAAGAUAUUGAUAA
Capsella rubella is the source of this 1284-nucleotide messenger RNA. RefSeq names its product chitotriosidase-1. Lineage: Eukaryota; Viridiplantae; Streptophyta; Magnoliopsida; Brassicales; Brassicaceae. Gene Ontology annotation, biological process: carbohydrate metabolic process; chitin catabolic process. The coding region runs from base 23 to 1165 and encodes 380 amino acids. The transcript is spliced from 3 exons. Gene Ontology annotation, molecular function: chitinase activity; chitin binding. The record is from RefSeq and is a predicted model, not a curated record. Gene Ontology annotation, cellular component: extracellular region.